Messenger RNA from Lotus japonicus, 2841 nucleotides. Its product is annotated as mitogen-activated protein kinase kinase kinase 1-like. Bases 32 to 1579 code for a protein of 515 amino acids. Gene Ontology annotation, biological process: protein phosphorylation. The record is from RefSeq and is a predicted model, not a curated record. The transcript has 8 exons. NCBI's taxonomy places the organism in Eukaryota, Viridiplantae, Streptophyta, Magnoliopsida, Fabales, Fabaceae. Gene Ontology annotation, molecular function: ATP binding; protein kinase activity.
GGUAAGUAAGUAAAAGUGGUAAGAAAGAAGAAUGCAACCAAGAGGAAACAGCUCAGAAGAUUCCUUUCUAGUAAUAGUAGUUUCCAGCAGCCAAAGAAGCAGAAGUAGAAGAACAACCACAACAAUGGAGUGGAAAUGGAAGACGAAGAAGCAACCACCUCAACCUCGGUUGCAGCGCUUGAACGCCAAGAGGAACAUCGAUUACGAGCCCCCAACUCCAACCCCACCUUCUUCAACUUCUUCCUCUCCUCCCUUCCACUCCCUCUACGAUCCAACCAGCCUCCGUGUCAUGGGCAUCGACGGCGAAUUCGACCGCAUCUUUCAAAGCUUGGGUCUCUCCGGCCCCGAAGAUUUCGCUAUCCCCACUGCUGAUUGGGAAGCUCGCAAGUCUCGUUCUGCUGAUUCCAACCCCAAUCCCAAACCCAAUCGCAAUUGCAAUCGCAAUGUUCCUGUUACUGUUCUUCCAGUUUCGCCCAAAUUGGAAACCCCUGACCUAAGAAAUGGGAAUUUUGGAGAUGGGGUUUGUGGAAUCAAGGGUUUUAGGCCACCCCUUUUGGCUACAACUGCUGGUGGUGCUGGUGUUGUUCGUUCUCCGUCUUCUUCUGGUGAGCAUGAUGGUAGGGGAGGUGUGGGUAGGCUCAGAUUUGGGGAAAGGAGCGUGGUUUUUACUGAUUCUGGUUCGUUCUCUACUUCCCAUGAUGAUGAUAGUGAUGUUGGUGGUGAGAGAGGUUGUUCUGCUUCUUCUUCUGCAAAUGGGUGGGUUACACUACCUUUCUCCUCGUGGCAGAAGGGUGAUCUCUUGGGAAAAGGGUCCUUUGGAACUGUGUAUGAAGGCUUCACUGAUGAUGGAAACUUUUAUGCGGUAAAGGAGGUUUCUUUGCUGGAUGAAGGUACCCAGGGAAAACAGAGCGUUCUCCAACUUCAGCAGGAAAUAUCUCUUUUGAGUCGGUUUAAACAUGACAACAUAGUUCGAUAUUUUGGCUCACACAAGGACGAAAGUACACUAUAUAUCUUCCUUGAGUUUGUGUCAAAAGGGUCAUUGGCUAGUCUCUAUCAAAAGUAUCGCUUGAAUGAUUCUCAAGUUUCUGCAUACACAAGGCAGAUUUUAAAUGGCCUGAAGUAUCUUCAUGAUCGUGAUAUUGUCCACAGGGAUAUCAAGGGUGCAAAUAUACUGGUAGAUGUAAGCGGGGCAGUAAAGCUUGCAGAUUUUGGAUUGGCGAAGGCGACAAAAUUGAAUGAUCUUAAAUCAAGCAAAGGCUCCCCAUACUGGAUGGCACCCGAGGUUGUUAACUUAAAGAACGAAGGUUAUGGCCUAGCAGCUGAUAUAUGGAGCUUAGGGUGUACAGUUUUAGAGUUGUUGAUAAGGCAGCCUCCUUACUCCGACUUGGAAGGAAUGCAAGCAAUAUUUCGGAUUGGCAAGGGUGAACCUCCACCUAUUCCUGAACAUUUAUCUGAAGAUGCCCGAGAUUUCAUUCUUAAAUGCUUACAAGUUAACCCAAAUAAACGUCCAACUGCAGCUCAGCUGUUGGAUCAUCCAUUUAUUAGGAUGUCUGCAAGUCAAGCUUCUCAACGUACUUAAUAUCCAGUUUGAAGUGCUCUCAAUCACCUCCUAUAUUGGAACUGUGUAGGUCAAAUUGAUCCUCUAUUUUCUGGAGUCUAUCCAUACUCAUUUGAGUUUAAACUGGUGGCAGUGUUGUUAAUGGUGGAUUACGAUGGAAAGCCAAAAAAAAAGUCCGUAGUUGACAAAUACUAAUGGCGUAUGGUGGAUUAUGGCGGCUUGCUAGAAUUCCGCCAUGAGAUUCGGCCACAGCAGCGCCAUGGCAGAUAUUUUACAACACUGACUGGCGGUAACAUCCAGGAAAAGGUUAGUGGGUUUGUAGAUAUCCACUGGAGUUGGACCCUCGCAACUCUCACUGGUUCCCACCAUGUUGAUUCCAUGCUGAACUUUGGGGAAGUUGCAUUCUCAAGAGUUCCAUUGAGGUUAAUCUUCACCUUUAUGCUAAAUGGGAAGAAGCAAUGUCUUUUUGUCCUACAGUAUGGAUCUUAUGACUUGCAGGGGAGUGGAGAAUGAAGGGAUUUGAAUUUUCUGCUGUUGAAUUCUCGCAAAUUCACCGUGGGCUCCGGGCUCCGUAGCUGUCGGUUUAAAAUCAGACGGCUCAGAUAUAGAGAUAAUUAUACACCUGAAAUUGGACUUUGAAAGCUGAGCCAUCAUUUUGGAUCAUACGGUUAUGAAACAACGACUCCAGCGAACUCAGGGAAAUCCGCAUGCAGGGAAUCCGGAUCAAGGAGGAGACGGCUUCAGUUCCAACAGAGUUCUCGUCACUGUACAGUGCAGUAUCAACACCCUGGAGAUUGCAGUGGCCAUGCAGUUGGUCAUUUGAUGCCCUAGUUUUCGGAUUAUUUAGUCACAUUGCUUCUACUGACUAAUCUAGUCUUUUUCAAGUUGUAUUUGUAAAGCAAUGGUGAUUGCAGUAUCUGGCUAUCUACUCACUUGAUCCUACCAGGAGCUCAAGUUCUUGUGAUUGGUCUUGCAUGGAAAUUCUACAUUCACAAGUAUGGGCAUGGUGGUUGCUGAUAAUUCUUCAUGAAAGGGGCUGCUGCAAGCAAUAUUAACCGUAAUGUCUUGUAUGCUCUAUGCUAUUCGAUUUAGAGCAACGAUGACAGUUGAAGUUGUGAAUAUUUUUUUGGUGUAUCUAAACUGUAUAGUUGCCGCAAUAUUUUGUUCUGUAAAUAGUGAUCUCUUGUAUCUUUGGUGUACAAAAAUUGUUGUUUACUGGAGCAUAAGUGAAUCUUCUACUCAUUUGUUGUAAGAGGUGAAGCUGUAAUUUGCAUGUUUAUUAA